This is a messenger RNA of Ostrinia furnacalis (Asian corn borer), 1361 nucleotides long. RefSeq lists its product as uncharacterized. Gene Ontology annotation, cellular component: transcription regulator complex; nucleus. The record is from RefSeq and is a predicted model, not a curated record. The coding region runs from base 228 to 1196 and encodes 322 amino acids. The transcript has 2 exons. Gene Ontology annotation, biological process: regulation of transcription by RNA polymerase II. NCBI's taxonomy places the organism in Eukaryota, Metazoa, Arthropoda, Insecta, Lepidoptera, Crambidae.
UCACGCUCACCGCACGGCAUCAGUCUACAUUUCGUACAGAACGUGCUACCCGUUUAUUACGCCCGUAUUCAACAUUACUAUGAGGUAUCUCAGUGCGCGUGAACGCAAAGGGUGACACACGAAUCACAGAGCUCUAUUCAACGCUGUGCUUUCGAUUUUCUGCUUCGCUUAAGCAAGCAUCCUUUGUGAAUACGAGCGUUAGUACCUACUAGAAGUUUCAAACAAAAAUGGACGACGAAAGACUCAUAGAAUGUGUGCGCAGGUACCCCGUAAUAUACGACAUGUGCCAUCAUAAAUAUUUGGAUAACAGAUACAAGAAUAUAGUGUGGCGAACGAUAGACAUGGAGAUGAAUCAAGAUGAGGAUGCUUGCAGAAAACGAUGGUGUAACAUAAGAGAUCAGUUCAGAAAGUCAUUAAACAAACGCAAAAAGGAUCGAGCGAAAGGCGUUACAAAAUUCAUGAGGUAUAAAUAUGAGAGCAAUCUGAAUUUUUUGAUUCCUCACAUAAAUCCGCCGGGCAGAAAGAAGCGGUUAGGUGAGAGGUCGGCCGAACCGACCGAACAAGAAGGGAACAAGAGGGCCGAACAAGAGGGGAACCGACUUCAAGGACAACAUUCGCAAUCCAGUGAUUCGGAAGAAAGUUCUAUUACAGAUCGUUCUCGUAAACGGCCUCAUGAAAACAAAACAGAACCACUAACGGAUAUUAAUUUCAUGGUCGAAUUCCUGAAGAACCAACAAAGAAAUCAGAACGAUCAUAUCGAGGCCUUCUUCAAAGGGUUAGCGGCUACAGUGAAGAAUUUCUCGCCGUACUACCAGUAUCUGGCGAAAGGAAAGUUGUUUGCAGUAGUUCAGGAAUUGGAAUGGAAACAGAUGUUGGACGAAUGUUCGGGUUCGAUGCCUGCAGCGAAUUCAAUGGGUGAGCAUGAGCCCACUGCAACGAAUCCGGCGUCUUCUCCACGAACAGAAAAGGCUGAAUUGAUGCGAGAGAGCUCGUCACAGCUAAUGACGCCUUCCCAAGUUUUAUCAGUGCCAGCUACAUCGCCCAAUAUAGCUGAGAAUCUUCCGGCAGAUGCAACAGAAAACCCAGUUUAUCCAAUAAUUGAAAUUAAAAUGGAGUAUUCUGACUCAUCAGAAAUUAACGAGGAUACGAAGUCAAAUGGCUCCACGAUUGAUGAGAAUGAGCAUGGCAGCCAAUAGCGACGUUUACUUAUAUUUUUGCUGUAUGUGCCUAGACUGUUCUUAGUGUUCUUAAUGUUUAAUUUUAGUUUCGUUUUUUUUUAUUAAGGAUAAGUUUUAUAGAUAUGAAUGUGUUUCUAAUAUUCUUUAAUCAAAUCAAAAUCAAUCAAAGCUGUUGAGGCAACA